Molecule: messenger RNA, 1784 nt
Organism: Chenopodium quinoa (quinoa)
Lineage: Eukaryota; Viridiplantae; Streptophyta; Magnoliopsida; Caryophyllales; Amaranthaceae
Exons: 7
Coding region: 15-1253 (412 amino acids)
Biological process (GO): proteolysis
Molecular function (GO): cysteine-type peptidase activity
Source: RefSeq, a predicted model, not a curated record
ACCAAGGUAGAAAUAUGGCCACACAUGGACUUCAAGGUUUCCAGUUCCAACUUGCUUCAAAGCCACAACAUCACCAACAACUCGAGGUGCCAACAGAGUCAUACCAUAUUAUUGCUUCUAAGCCACAACAUAAUCAACAACUCGAUGUGCCAACAGAGACAUACCAUGUAUCAUGGCCAGAGCCUGAGACAAACCAUGAAAAGGAAUAUGUUCCAGAGAAUUCAUUUAACAUAGAAUCUCAAAUUGAACAAACUACAAACCAAGCUUUUCCUGAGGGUGUUAACAGUGAUUGUUCUUUGGCAAUUGAGCAAGAUAAUGGGGUCCAAAUAGUUGUCAUUGGAACAGUAUAUAUUGGGAAAGGAUCUGAAGUGGUCAAGCAUCAUUUCAAACCUGUGCUGAGUGGUUGUUACCAAGUUUGUAUUAAAGAAGGAAUUGACAUAGGUGCACCUUUGCCUUUUCCAGAAGGAAAAAUCACAUCUGUGUGUGAAGGAAAAGAUCAUUUUCUUCUGUGGCCAGCUCACUUGGUUUAUCCAAUAGAGAAGGUUCACAAACAACCUGUGAAAGAGAGCAUCACACCUUCUACUCAUUCUAUACUAUCACAAUCAUCAUCCACCAAGUAUGUGAUCACUCCUGAGGAGAAAUUGAAGUUGACCACCAGUUUGGUGCGCGUUUGCAGGAAGUUAGCUAUUGAAAUGAAAAAGAGUGGAAAAACCAUACCUAUCAAAAUCCCGAAGAAUGUGUUUUAUAAUGAGCAGGAAAUUACCAUUGAUUAUGAAGAUAUGCGUGAUUGGUGCUUUGAAAGAAAGAUAGGAACAAGUCAUAUGUCAACUUUUAUGAUCAUGCACUGGAUGUUGGCGGUGAUUUGUCCAUGGGUUGGAUUAGUACAUUGGCUAGAUCCAGCAGGAGCAGAAUUUCAACCUUGUCAAUUUGCUCAAGAUAUCAUCAAUAAGGCAAUUUUGAGAUUUAACUUGGAGUACCGAGCAGAAAUUAAGUGGAAUAAGAAUUCAGCCAUUAAAUGGAAACAAGUAGAGUGCCCUCGUCAAGAUUUCGACUUCGAUUGUGGAUAUUAUGUUUGUCGUUACAUGCUAAAGACAAUUCAAUCUAGAAACUCAUAUGUACCAGAAAAGUAUUUUGACAAAGCUCCUGUCAAAUAUUCUCAACAAAUGAUCGACGAGAUUCGAGACAUGUGGAUCUUAUUUGUUACAAGACAUCAACCAGCCGAGGAGGACGAUGAUGAUCAGUUUGAGUUGUAAGUGGGCAGUACAUAUUAAGUACCUUAGGAAUAUAUUUUGGAUAUCUUGUAUAUGUGUUAAUUAGAUUUGGAAUGGAACUAGAAUGGACUUUGUUUUAGAACAAACUAGAAUGAAACUUUUGACCAUGUAAAUAUUUCUGAUGAAUGAAAUUUUUUUUUUUGGGAAAGUUGUGCAGUUGUAUUUAUUCUAUAAGAAGCAGGUUGUAUUUAUUUUUAAACAUAGCAGGUUGUAUUUUAUUUUUAUGCAAAGCAGGGUGUAUACAGGGCAAUAUUGCAUUUAAAAAAUUACCCAAAAAUGGGAAACCAAUUUUAUUAUAUUCAUUAUUUUUUUUAAUUUAAAAAAACAAAAAGAUCGAUGCCCUAUUUCGUAAACAAAAAAAAAUCAAUAAUCAUUUUAAUUAAAAAAUGAGAAAAAGCUAGAGAACGCCUAUCUAAGAUAGGAGUUUUCUUUGUUAAUAUAUAUAGAGCGCCUAUCACUAGUUAAUCGUUCUGUUUUCCUUGUUUUUUAUUCCUUUUUUACACAAAAUAGAGA